This is a messenger RNA of Brienomyrus brachyistius, 5497 nucleotides long. RefSeq names its product Ras and Rab interactor-like (gene rinl). Gene Ontology annotation, cellular component: endocytic vesicle; cytosol. Gene Ontology annotation, biological process: vesicle-mediated transport. The record is from RefSeq and is a predicted model, not a curated record. The transcript has 12 exons. Bases 929 to 3457 code for a protein of 842 amino acids. Lineage: Eukaryota; Metazoa; Chordata; Actinopteri; Osteoglossiformes; Mormyridae. Gene Ontology annotation, molecular function: small GTPase binding; guanyl-nucleotide exchange factor activity.
GUACGGUUUCGGGCCGCAGUGAUAAAAGAGCAAGUGCAACCCCUGAAGUUGCUUGGUUUAUAUUGCUUUUUGUAUUGUUCAUAAACUAAAAAAUUACAUCGCGAGACAGAAAUGACAAUCGAGACUGUAAGCAGACAGCAGUUAGGAUAGAGAUUAAUUCACUGCGGAGACGAGUACUUACGCAUCUUCAUAACGCAUCCUUAUUGUCAGUGAUCGCAUGGAUAUGUGUCGGAAUGUGCAUGUAUGUUUUAGGGGCAUACUGUAAUUUAAAACAAUAUGUACCUAUAUGCCUACUGUUUAUCAAGAAGACAAACAAUUAGAGUGUUAUUUGUAGGAUGUUUCGUGGGUAUUGUCCCGUAAGUACUGGUAGGAUGCUUGAUAUAAAAGUCUGUUGCACCUUCCUCAUUUGGCUGUACAUUCUAAUAGUGGUGUGAGGUUAACCACAUGUGCCAGAGGACGAAAGAGGAAGACGCAGAAUAACCGAACUGAAGAAAUUUCUCAUACAAGAGUGCAGCGCCGCAGCACGCAGCUCCGGAAAAUGCUGAAGCGACGCGGACAGCGAGCUCCCGAAGUACGUAUGUAUUGCACGCUGCAUUAAUCCGUUUAUGGAAAACUAUUUGCGUUGGGAAAGAGAGGAAGAGAAAAUAUGUUGAGCGGUAGGGGAGUGUUGUGAGAGGAGGGAUAUGAAAUACGAACAGGGCUGAACUUUGCGGGGCUAUUGCGCCGAGCGAGCAGCGUGUGAGGGAGACAGGUGACGGCAGGCGAAUCUAAAGCUCACCGGGGGAGACUGCAAGAGCAACGCGAAAGGUUUCUUUCACUGCUGCCUUUGCAGAGUGACAGUUAACAUACCCAGUGGGGAAGCAGUAUUAGUUUGAGGGACCAAAUUGGAUUCCUCGCUCGACAGUGUUACCCCUGAGAACCGGGGGUGAUGAGGGGAUUGGAGGACAACGAGAGCGACAGAGCCGGCUGUGACAGGUCCCCCACCGAGAUGUCGAAUGGCGCAGGGGUAGCGCAGAAGCCCCUCACUCUACUGGACAGGCUGCGGCUCUGCCAGUCCGCUUGGGCCCUUGGAGGCCCCUGGGACAGAGAGAGCAUUCAUACUGCGCUGUGGAGACAGCAGCCUGGGAGUUUCCUGGUGCUGCUAGAUUCGACAUCUCAGCCACAGCUGCUGUGCCUGUCUGUAGGGGGCCACAGAGAGAAUGUGAAGGACUUCCCAAUCCAACGCACUGAUGCAGUUUUUCACCUUCUGGAGUCCCACCUAGGGUUUUCAGACCUGGUCCAGCUGGUGGCCUUUUACAGCCUGAGCAGAGAUGUGCUGCCAGGCUGCUUGUUCAUCCCACAACGUGUCUUCAACCUCACACAGGAGACAGACCAAGAUCUGUCCCUUCUAGGGCCGAAGUUUUGGCUCUGCUUGUCCUCGAACCCACAACAGAGAAAUGUGACCCCACCAUCCACAGGCCUCAGCAUGUGUUCCAUACAGGUGACCUCUGCGAACGGGGCACUCUGCGUCAUCAACCCCUUGUACCUGCACGAGCACGGGGAUAGCUGGCUUAUUGAAAAGGCCUCUCCACAAAGGAGCCCCUCUUCCGCGAGGCGACCAUUCGCAGCAAAGCGGGAGAGACGGCUGAGCACAACCAGGCCUUGGAAGGGAGCAGGGUUACGUGACAUGAGGGGCCCGUCGUUGGACCACGAGGCCAGCACCUCAUCGGCCGGAUGCUCAGUUCCCCCCAGGACUCGUCCCAACUCCUCUCCCUCUACCCCCGUGGUUCUCAGAAGGGCAAGUCAGUCCAGUAGCUCUGGCUCCUUCAAGGGAAGAGGACAGAACAGGCUGUCUGCGGAUGGCGAGAUCUCCAGCGAGACCACACCUCUGGCCAGUCCGGUCCCCCAAUCCCCGCACCGUGUGUCUUGGAUAGAAGACGGCAUCUGGCUCUCUCCGCCUCCGCUCACCUCGCUGCUCCAUGCUGCCAGCCAUGAGCUGGACUCCCUCUCCAUCAGCAGCCUGGAGGAGGAGUCUGACUCCACCCCCAGCCCCAUCCAGGUACACAGCCAGCGCUUCACAUUGGUGCUGGCCGACAAGGUGAAGAACCGCCUCUCGGCCGUGGGGCAGGCCAUUGGUGGGCUGGUGUCGCCGCAGAAGAGGCUCAACUACAAGGCGCAGGAAUUGAGCGAGAGGAAGAGUGGCGCCUUUGCCGAGAGCGUGAAGGCCUUUGUGGAGAAGACGCUGAGGGCAGGCUUGUGCCAUGCCUGUGGCUCCGAGCUGCUGCAGGAAGUUCGCACCGCGCUCAGCAGCCUGCGGGAGAUGCUCUUGGAAAGCCCAGAGAUACAGCUCCUGAUAGACAGCCUGGGAGACGUCUCUGACUUGGAGUUAGACGGAAUGUUAGAACUCGCCAUACACAAGGUGGCACUCAAGCCAGUCUGUGCCUCCCUGUACGCCUCUCUCCAAGACUACCAUCAUCGGGACGGCUUCAGUGAGCGCCUCAAGCAGAACCAGCAUACAAUGGAGGGACAGAAACCAGAAGAGCUUGGAGGAGCCUUGGGCGUCGGACUUCCAGAUGCCGUGGUUCUGGAGAAAAUUCAGCAGCGUUGGGACUCCAUGCAUGAGGCCUACUCGCCCAGCAAGAAAGUGCAGAUUCUGCUCAAGGUCUGCAAAACCAUCUACCACAGCAUGAACACCAACUCCACUCCAGGAACAGUGUACGGGGCAGACGACUUCUUGCCAUGCCUGACCUGGGUGGUCCUGCACAGUGACAUCACCACCCUGAAGCUGGACACAGACUACAUGAUGGAGCUGCUAGACCCCAUGCUGCUACAGGGAGAGGGUGGUUAUUAUCUGACGUCACUUUAUGGCUCGCUGUUCCACAUCAGCAGCUUCCGGCCUCGCUUGGUGGCCCGCCAGCUCAGCACCGAGGCCCAACACUCCCUGAGCCAAUGGCACCGCAGGAGAACUCUGCACUGCGACCGCUCACGAAGAACCGGGAACAGGAGGACUAUUCGGAGGCCAGCCUCCAGGGAGGUGGAGCCGGGCUCACAGGGUGGAGCAAAAUUGUCGGACUGUAGCGGGGAAGGCGAUGCUGCGGAGUUGCCCUCUUUCAGUGGAGAAGAGACGUGUGAAACAUCUAAAGAGGUUCUGGGGCUUCUCCGAGAAGAAGACGACAGCAGGGAUGAGGCUCCCGGGGAGGUGAGGUGGGGACAUGACAGGUUAUCAGAGGAGGGCGGUGGUCCCAAGCAAAGCACUGAAGCGGCAGAGACUCUGAGGGAGAGACCCACCGGAAGUCCGGAAGAUGAGAAAGAACUGCCGCACGGUGAGCUUCGCUCCCAUGAUGUGCUCUGGACUGUGCCAGAGGACAUAAGCACCGGUCAGAUUGACAAAAACAAGGCGACCCUUGACCCAGAUUGCUGGAUCGAUGGAGAGCACAAAGCAUCCGAGCUAGCUACCGAAUGUCUGUACUCUGCAUAGCUGAAGGCAAAUCCAGGGGGAGAAUUCUCACCCAAAGGAGGACUUACAGCUAAGGAAUCUGUUAGGAAUGGUACAGCGUUCAUUACUGAUGUUAUAUUCAACAUACGUUAUAGUACACAUGCGGUAAACAUGAGUGCAUUUCACUAUUCUGCAACACCCUGGUCCUGCAUUAUUUUAGCUUAUGAACGUACAUUUAUUAAAAUGAAUGAGUAUUUUUAAAGUGUUUGGGUAGAAUUACUGCAGGAUUACUGUUCCCCUUGAAAUACGAAUCAUUGAAGGGGCUUGAUGGGCAACUUGUGGUUUUCCAUCACAUUGUAUGGACUUUGCAGAAAUACUGGUAACACAAAUGCAGAUCUGUGAUUUCUCCUUUUCCUUCGUAGCACAAAAAUUGACGAUGCCGAAAAGUGAAACCCAUUCAUUGUCGCAUUCUGACGUUCUGUUUGAAAUUAGAUUCAAGAGCUUGAACUUCCUGUAUAUUGUUUUCAAAGUCUUCGCAUCAGUUGUGAAAUACAAUGAUAAUCUUUCGGCCUGUGCGGCUUAUCAUCCUCGUCAAAACAAAAGCACAGUAGCCGCAUCUGAUAAAAAAUAAGUUGAUUACAAACGUAAUUUUCAGCUUCCAACACAAAUUUUGUGUUGGUCUUCUCUAGAACCGAAAAUCUUUUUAUGAAAUGGCAUUGACUUACUGGUUUUUAUUUAAAUCAUCUGGUCUUGUAUUAACAGGCUAAAGAGUAUUUUAUGAUCUGUCUGCCAUCAGAGCUGAUUUAUAUUGAAAGGCACAGUGGCAGCGAUUGCACAGUAAAGUGGUUCAUUACCUCUUAAUUACAGGCUAAACAAACUGUGUGCGUUUCGUUGUCUUAGUGGUGCUUGUUGGCUCGCAGACUGUUGAAAACACGAGCGUGAUUCGUUAUUCCUGUCACCGCUGUACACGAAGCCUUCCAUUCGGAACUGUCAUAUAAUUAGCAAUUCCACUUGGGCGUAUGGCUGGAAUGAUUUUUUUUGAGGGUGUCAUAAGUUAUAUAUGACACACUGUGACUAAUCUCUGUCGAUCAGUCAAAGAAGCUAUAGGUUACCAUCCUAAGUUUGUCUCAUGAGACUUAAUAAAAGACUUUUAAAUAAGAAAUGGAACAUGGAAAGAAUCACAAUGAUACAUCAGCAACACAUUCGUUUAGCAUUUAGUAAUAACAGUUCAGCAUUCGGUAAUGAUACCUAGGAAAGAUUUCCAUUCUUCAUUGCCUCAGACCGAUGAUGUAAUACCAGAUUAUUCAGAAAGUGGCCAAACACCGACUCACACAUCUACUUUGCUGGCUCACGCCUGCAAGGAAUAAUUUCAAGAGCUCAAGUGGUCAAGAAGCUGAAGCUGCAGCUAUUCCGCGAGACUUCAGGCUACAAUACAGGACAAACACCCAAACUGGACUAAGCAGGAAGCUAGUGUACAACGGCAAGAGUGACAUGUCAAAUUCAGAAGUGAGAGGUUACUUUUACCGAGAGAGUCCCUAACAAAAUUUUUUUUUAAGUUUUGUUCUCUCGUUUACACUAAUCCAGUAAUUAUUAAGCUUUAAAAGAAAUUAUUUCGCUGUAAAGUGAUGAUGCAUUUAACACAGUCUUAGCAACAUGCUUUGCAAAAAUCAAUAUGACGUGACUCCAGGUAAACUUACGUGGCAGGGGAGGGUGGCGAAGGUGGAUCGCCCCGGUGAGGCUCUGAUGCUGAGCUGCGAUCACCCCAAGGGGAGAAUCUCAGCUAGAUAAAUCCUGGUAGCAGGGGACUGCAGUUACACACUCCCGUGUUUCGGUUCUUCACCUGCCAUCUCAUCCUUGGCUGAAUAAUCAUGUCCGUUGGGUCUCUGACCUGAGCCCUUAAUUCCCAGAAAUACUCCUGAUGCAACAGAGAAAUGUGUUGGCCCUUGUCCUCGAACCCUAAACUUUGCUCUCAACUGUACAUAUAUGUGCAUGUAAAAUGGGAGAAUAUGGGUUAUGCAAAAACUAAAGAAUUCUAAUGUACCUGUAUAGUGCAAAUGGCAAAUAAAGCGUCAUUUCGACUAA